AUGGAUUCGGACGACCAAGAGAUGCUCGCCGCGCUUUUUGACGAGGAAGUCGCCCCUGCCUUCAGCGGCGAACAGGAGCAUCAACUCAUCGUCUCGUCGCUUCUUGCCCUCAUCGCAAGAUGCAGAGCCACCGGGAAGGGGAGGAUCGAGGAAGUGCCGCCGCAAGAGCAAGGUCAGGCAAAGGAUGGAAGGCUACUAAUGUCUCGGAAGCUUUUUUUGAAGAUUGCCAAGUACCUCCAGGAGUACGACAAUUACUUCAAAUUGAAAAGGGACACCGUCGGCACACUCAGUUUCACAUCAAUUCAGAAAUGCACGGUAUCCCUCCGUUUGCUUGCGUAUGGAAUUCCUGCCGAUACACAGGACGACUACCUCCGCAUGGCUGAGUCCACGGCCAUCGAUUGCAUGUACAGGUUCUGUAGGGCAAUUGUGGCGGUGUUUGGAGAGCAGUACUUGAGGACACCCACUGCAGAAGACACAGCUCGGAUCAUGGCACAAAAUGCAGAAAGAGGAUUCCCAGGCACUGCUCCUGCGGUGAACUAUGAGAUCAAUGGCCAUGUGUACAACAAGGGAUACUACCUGGCAGAUGGCAUCUAUCCAAGAUGGUCGACUUUUGUGAAGACGAUCUCAAACGCACCCGCAGGAGGAGCAAAAUCUUGGCUUGCGAUGCAACAUGAAGCAUGCAGGAAGGAUGUCGAGCGGGAAUUUGGUGUGUUGCAGGCUCGAUUUUCCAUCGUACACUACCCUUCUGUCACUUGGUCAAAAGAUCAGAUGUGGGAGGUCAUGACUGCCUGUCAUUGA
This is a messenger RNA of Brachypodium distachyon (stiff brome), 798 nucleotides long. RefSeq lists its product as uncharacterized. NCBI's taxonomy places the organism in Eukaryota, Viridiplantae, Streptophyta, Magnoliopsida, Poales, Poaceae. The record is from RefSeq and is a predicted model, not a curated record. The coding region runs from base 1 to 798 and encodes 265 amino acids. The transcript is spliced from 3 exons.